Messenger RNA from Abrus precatorius (Indian licorice), 3872 nucleotides. Its product is annotated as N6-adenosine-methyltransferase non-catalytic subunit MTB. NCBI's taxonomy places the organism in Eukaryota, Viridiplantae, Streptophyta, Magnoliopsida, Fabales, Fabaceae. Gene Ontology annotation, molecular function: mRNA binding; methyltransferase activity. The transcript is spliced from 7 exons. The coding region runs from base 261 to 3572 and encodes 1103 amino acids. Gene Ontology annotation, cellular component: nucleus; RNA N6-methyladenosine methyltransferase complex. The record is from RefSeq and is a predicted model, not a curated record.
UUAGGGUGUUGUUAGGAUCGGCCCGAACAAGUUAUUCAAUUUAGAGUUCUAUAAAUAGCGUCGAAAGGGGUAUUCUUGGCUAAGAGAAAGUUAGAAGCCCCUCUUCUUCUUUCCCUCUCUGCACUCGCCACCCACUGUGAUUGUCAACUCCAUUCCCCUUCGCCGAUAUUUAAGAAAAACAAUCCAUAGUUUGGGCGAAUUCACGCGCCCCCGAGAAAGUUCCAGAGAAACACAUUUAGGUUAAAUUUUGGUAUUCGGGGAUGGAUUCGAGUGAUAGUGGGCGUGGUUACUCGAAACGAGAGAGGGACGAGGAGGAUUGGGAGUUUAGCGAUAAGAGGAAAGAGAGGUCGAGAAAGUACGUCAAUAAUGGGGAAGAGGGUGAAGGUUCUGAUGGGAGUGGAAGGAGGAAGCGCUCUAGCAGAACUGAUAGUGAUGAUUACGAUUCGCGUUCUAAGCAAGGGGUGAAGAAGAGGCACGAGGAGAGCACGUUGGAAAAGUUGAGUAGUUGGUAUGAGGAUGGAGAGUUUGAUGGUGCUGAUAAGAUUCCCAGGAAGCGUGAAGGUGAUUUUCAGGAUGUGAAUACUAAAGAGGAUUAUAGGUACUCGGAGAAGAGUGAAGGUAGUAGUGGCCGUGAUAAGGGUGGUCACGGGUCUUCUGAGCAGGGGAGGAUUUCUAGAAGGAAGUGGGAUGAAGUUGACACUGGGGGUGCGAGGAGGACGCAAGAUGGUGCUUCUGAGAAAGGGGAUUCCAGAAGUGCUAAGGGUUCUGAGGCUAAGCGUGAUGGUUCUAGGGAUAGGGAGAGGAGUGGAUCUACUAGGAGUGAACAAGGGGAGGGUAAAGCUUCUGGUGAGAGGGUUGGUAAAUCCAGUGGUAAAGAAGAUAGAAGAGGUGAUUCGGAGAGAGGGAAGAGUAAAGGGAAGUCGGAGCAGCUGGAGGUUGGUCGUGAGGAGAGGGUUGAGAAGCCCAGGCAGCACAGAACGCCCAGUGGUUAUGAUGGAGCUGAAGCCUGGGAUAGGUCGGGGAAUGCAGAUGAGGAUGGGAACUUGCGGGUUAGGGAUAAAGCUACUAGGGAAACUGGGAACUCGAACAAGUCCAGGACUCCUGAGAGGAGUGGAAAACGCCAUCAAGAUUCUGAAAACUCGGAGGCAGAUUAUGAACGAAGUGGUAGCUUUAAAAGGAAGGAACCUGAGAGUGAUGGCUAUAAGGAUGAUAGAUCCAAAGGAAAAGAUGAUACUUGGAAUGACAGGAAGAAGGAUAGGGAAAGUUCUAAAGAAAGUUGGAAAAGGAGACAGCUGAGUAAUGUUGACAAAGAUUCGAAAAAUGAGGAGAGUGGUUUAGAUGACAACAGAGAAUGGGAGUUGCCUAGACAUGGUUAUGACAGGAUGGACAAUGACAGGCCUCAUGGACGGUUUGGGAGUAGAAAAGAUGGGAGCAGGGGGGAAGCUGUUAAAACAUCUACAAAGUUUGGGAUUUCAAAUGACAAUUAUGAUGUGAUAGAGAUCCAGACCAAGUUCUUUGACUAUGGGAAACCAGAGUCUAUGUCCAACCAUACCAAGAGAAGCGAAGCUAAUCAACAGUACAAUGUUAAAUCAGGUGCUAAUGAUGAAGAGUGGGCAUAUCAUCAGGAAGAAAGAGCUAGAAAGAGUGACUUACCUGGUUCUGGGACACCCGGUGAAGAUCCAAAGGAUAGAUAUGCUGACGAUGACUAUGAAUUUUAUGGGGGAAGAGGAAGAGGUCAGAAAGGUGCUGUGUCUGCUCGCAGUACUGGGAGCCAAAGUUCUAGUAGUGGUGGCUCACAACCUCAAUAUGGAAACCUGGACUCUGGAUCCUUUAACAGAGCUGGUCCACAAGGAAUGAAAGGGAACAGGGUUGGUAGAGGUGGAAGGAUUAGGCCAACUGGGAGAGACAACCAGCAGGUUGGAAUGCCAUUGCCAAUGAUGGGAUCACCCUAUGGACCUCUUGGAAUUCCUCCACCUGGGCCAAUGCAGCCUCUUUCACAUGGAAUGUCACCUGCUCCUGGUCCACCAAUUUCGCCUGGAGUCUUCAUUUCACCAUUUACUCCAGCUGUUUGGCCUGGAGCACGAGGUGUUGAUAUGAAUAUAAUGGGUGUUCCACCUGCUGUGUCUCCUGUACCCUCAGGUCCAAGAUUCAACCCUGCUAAUAUAGGGAACCCACCAAAUCCUGCAAUGUAUUAUAACCAAUCAGGCCCUGGAAGGGGAAUUCCACCAAGCAUUUCUACACCUGGUUUUAAUCCUACAGGAUCAAUGGCUCGAGGAGCCCCUCCUGAUAAAACUCCAGGGGGAUGGGUUCCUCCUAAAAGUGGUGGAACUCUGGGUAAAGCUCCUUCCAGAGGUGAACAGAAUGAUUAUUCCCAAAAUUUUGUUGACACUGGUAUGCGACCACAGAAUUUCAUUAGGGAGCUUGAGCUCACAAAUGUUGUAGAGGACUACCCGAAGCUUAGGGAGCUUAUACAGAAAAAGGAUGAGAUUGUGGAAAAAUCUGCAUCUGCACCUAUGUAUUACAAGAGUGAUCUGAAAGAAUUUGAACUGUCUCCAGAGUUCUUUGGGACAAAGUUUGACGUCAUUCUUGUAGAUCCCCCAUGGGAGGAGUAUGUGCACCGUGCCCCUGGUGUUGCUGACCACAUGGAGUACUGGACCUUUGAAGAAAUAAUGAAUCUCAAGAUUGAGGCUAUAGCAGAUACCCCUUCUUUCAUCUUCCUUUGGGUGGGUGAUGCUGUGGGCCUUGAACAAGGUCGUCAAUGUCUAAAGAAGUGGGGAUUUCGUAGGUGUGAAGAUAUAUGUUGGGUAAAGACAAACAAAAGUAAUGCAACUCCUGGACUGCGGCAUGAUUCACAUACUUUGUUUCAGCAUUCAAAGGAACAUUGCUUGAUGGGCAUAAAAGGAACUGUUCGUCGAAGUACUGAUGGCCACAUAAUUCAUGCCAACAUUGACACGGAUGUAAUUAUUGCUGAGGAACCUCCAUAUGGUUCAACUCAAAAGCCUGAAGAUAUGUAUAGGAUUAUUGAACACUUUGCCCUUGGAAGGAGGAGACUUGAACUAUUUGGUGAAGAUCACAAUAUCCGAGCUGGCUGGCUUACUGUUGGUAAAGAAUUGUCAUCUUCAAAUUUCAAUAAAGAGGCAUAUGUCAAGAAUUUUGCUGACAAAGAUGGGAAAGUUUGGCAGGGAGGUGGGGGAAGAAAUCCACCUCCGGAGGCACCUCAUCUGGUGGUGACCACUCCUGAUAUAGAGGCUCUUAGGCCAAAGUCACCAAUGAAGAAUCAGCAACAACUGCAGCAGCAGCAAUCAGUAUCCAUUUCUUUGACAUCAGCUAGCGCGUCAAGCAGAAGGCCUGCUGGGAAUUCUCCACAGAAUCCGGCUGCACUUGGUGUCAGCCAAGACUCCUCUAGCUCAAACCCUUCUACUCCAGCUCCUUGGGCACCUCUGGAGGGCUUUAAAGGACGUGAGGGCUCUAUGUUGCCUUCAGAUGAUAAAGUAAUGGAUAUGUAUGGGUUUAAUGGACCAUCCACAGGCUAUCUAGAUUUUGAAUCUUACAGACAAAUGAAUAUGUUGUAGCAUAACUCUCUCAGGAUAAAUUGCAUGAUAAUGCAUCGUGUAAUUUUUUUCCCCACCAAUAUCAAUGGGAAGAAAAUUAUUCGCAAUUUGUCUAUGCAUUCUUUUGGUAGCAUUGGCGAUUGUUUAAUCAGGGGAAUAAACAAAAGCGUUGGAUUACUGUAAAAUUAGUCACAUUUCGUGUAUUAUUUUAUCGAAUGCUCUAAAAGAAUAUAAUUUUGAUUCAUUUGCUUCCGGUGGAAGUGGAAGCGUUGACCUUUCGGAGGGUUAAACCAAAAGUAUAUAUAAGCCUGUUGUUUAGUU